Molecule: messenger RNA, 612 nt
Organism: Gymnogyps californianus (California condor)
Lineage: Eukaryota; Metazoa; Chordata; Aves; Accipitriformes; Cathartidae
Product: RNA-binding Raly-like protein
Exons: 7
Coding region: 1-612 (203 amino acids)
Cellular component (GO): nucleus
Molecular function (GO): RNA binding
Source: RefSeq, a predicted model, not a curated record
AUGACGCUCUUCGGCAGCGGGGACGCGGGCUGGAGAUAUUUGGACAUGGCCAGGGAACCCAAGCCGAGCCGGGCCAGGCUGGGCCAGAAGCGGCAGCACGGCAGUAGCCUGUACCACAGUAACUGCGACCUGGACUACGAUCUCUACAGGGAUGACUUCCCGUACCGGGUGUACGAGUACCAGAAGAUCCCCCCCCUCAUUAACCGCAUUCCGGUCAAGGCCAGACGAACUCACGUGGGAGCAGGAAGCAAAAGCAGCCUGAGCCCCCCGCCCGGGGCGAGGAGCAGCACCAGCUCCACGGCAGGACGGACAAAGUUGCGGGCCGAAGAGCUGCACUCCAUCAAGGGGGAGCUGAGCCAGAUCAAGGCGCAGGUGGACAGUCUGCUGGAGAGCCUGGACCGCAUGGACCAGCGGAGAGAGCGUCUCGCGGGGUCCAAGGAAAGCGAGAAGAAGAGGGUAGAGACAGGGGCAGAGUCGCCGUCCCCAGCGGGAGAGGGGUCACGGGAGCCCCGGGGGAAGGAGGGGACGGGAGCUGACGGGCACAGCGACCUGCGCAACAUCGACAGUGCCGAGGAGAGCACAGACACGGAGGAGAUGGUAAGAGGAGGGUGA